AAAAGUCUUAAAGCUCAUUGUCUAUUGUGCCUUUUAGACAACUCAUUGUCUAGGGCCAAUUUUUUCACUAUUCACACCAAAACCAAUCUUGAAAACACAAAAAACCCUAGAAACUUACUUUCUUAUAUACUAAAUCAUCUUCAUAUUCAAUCAUUUUUCACUCCCAAAUAGCUAGCUCAUACCAAUUAAUUCAUUCAAGAUACCUUAAACCACAAGUUAAUUAAUUUAAUGGUGGAUCCAAGGCAAGGAAAGAGGCCUUUUAUGGCAUCCAAUGAAUAUGAUUAUAGCCAAGGUGAUGGUGUUCAUGGUGUAGAUGAUGGUAGUUUAGUUAACUUUCCGGUGUACUCGGCUCGAUCUCAACAUGAUAUGUCGGUCAUGGUUCAUGCCCUUGCUCAAGUUAUAGGGAAUUCAAGCCCUAGUAAUACAAGUGCACAUCUUGACAAUCCAUCACCUAACCCCACUCAUGUACUUCAUGCGAACCAACCUCAAACUAUAGCCUUUCAACGUCUUGAAGUUCCACAAGGUGAUGUAAGAAAAAGACACUAUAGAGGAGUAAGACAAAGGCCAUGGGGAAAAUGGGCAGCUGAAAUACGUGAUCCUAAAAAAGCAGCUCGAGUUUGGCUUGGAACUUUUGAAACAGCUGAAGCUGCUGCUCUUGCUUAUGAUGAAGCUGCCCUUAAAUUUAAAGGAAACAAAGCCAAAUUAAAUUUUCCUGAAAGACUCGUUCAACCCAACUUAAAUGACUCUAGUGUUUACAUGAUACAACCACAACAACAUCAAAUUCUAAUACCACCCCAAUUGCCUAAUAAUAAUAAUCAAACUCCUCUUAAUUACAAUUUUAUGUUCCCUAAUUAUGAUGCGCAAACCCUAUCUUAUUCACAACAUAAUCCAAACUACUUAUAUAAUAAUAAUAAUAAUAAUAAUAAUAAUAAUAAUAAUAAUAAUAAUAAUAAUCAAAAUUAUGAAGCUAAUAAUAACAAUAAUUUAUCUCAAUCUUCUUCUUAUGGUAGUGACGAUCAUAGUUUUGGUUCUUCUGAAGAACAACACCUACAAAUGUUUUUUCCAAGUUCUUCAUUUUACGUACCCAAGAGCAGUUGAUCAUCAUUAUGAUCAACUCAAUAUCCCGCUUAAAAAUAGGGUUCUGGAAAGAGAAGGUAACGGACAUCCAUAUCCCGUACCCCUAAAAAAGAGAGGACUAGGAGAAUGUGGUCAAUUUUAUCGAAACAAGAGCAGCUGAUCAACCCUAGCUAUACUAAAUAUAAUAUGAAGGUCACCCAUGAAAGCUUGUUUUUUAAGUUAAUUAUAUAUGUUAGGAGUAUUUAUUAUCCUUUUGUUGCUUUUGUUUUCUAUUGUAUCUCUUAUAUUAUUUUUGAAGAUAGAAAUCAUAGCUUGGUACGUAAUUAAGUUAAUUAAUUCUUACAUU
Amaranthus tricolor (Joseph's coat) is the source of this 1423-nucleotide messenger RNA. RefSeq names its product ethylene-responsive transcription factor ERF114-like. Gene Ontology annotation, molecular function: DNA-binding transcription factor activity; DNA binding. The transcript has 2 exons. NCBI's taxonomy places the organism in Eukaryota, Viridiplantae, Streptophyta, Magnoliopsida, Caryophyllales, Amaranthaceae. Bases 229 to 1098 code for a protein of 289 amino acids. Gene Ontology annotation, biological process: ethylene-activated signaling pathway; regulation of DNA-templated transcription. The record is from RefSeq and is a predicted model, not a curated record.